This is a messenger RNA of Dreissena polymorpha, 769 nucleotides long. RefSeq names its product ficolin-1-like. The record is from RefSeq and is a predicted model, not a curated record. Bases 191 to 724 code for a protein of 177 amino acids. The transcript is spliced from 4 exons. Lineage: Eukaryota; Metazoa; Mollusca; Bivalvia; Myida; Dreissenidae.
GUUUAUAAAUAACCUUAUCCUCAGUUCAGCAUCCCAGGAACAUGUCAUAUUAAAACAAUAAAUAAAGUCUGCCGGUAUGUUUUACAGAAUCGUAUAAAGACUGCAAGGAUCUAAAACGAUCACCAACAACAGCGGUGUGUACACAGUCAGGCCAGAAGGGGCUGGUAAAUACAUUGAAGUGUACUGUGACAUGACAACUGACGGAGGGGGAUGGACGGUGUUUCAACGCCGUGUGAAUGGAUCUGUGGAUUUCUACCAAGUCUUCUCUUCUUAUGAACACGGCUUUGGAAGCGUUCGUGGAGAAUUCUGGCUCGGUUUGAAGUACAUAUAUGCCAUGACAUUCAACGUGCAAUCAGAACUUCGGAUCGACUUGAUGGCAGCUGAUGGAACCAUGGCUUAUGAAGUGUUUCCUAACUUUAACUUGUCGGCAUCACCUAGUUACACGCUGCAUGCUGACAGUGGGCAUGGAACUGCUGGUGACUCCCUUCAAGACUCAAGAGGAUAUCCAUUUUCCACGUAUGACAGAGAAGUCAACGGGUUCUUGUGUGCAAAACAUGACCACGGAGGCUGGUGGUACAAUGGUUGUACAUAUGCUAAUCUAAAUGGACAAUACCAAACGCCUGGAACAGAAAUUGGUAUUGAUUCAUAUGGCAUUUAUUACUCCAGCUUUUUGCAAACAAAUCAAGCACUGAAAGAAACAAAACUGAUGUUUAGGAGGAUAUAAUUGUGUAUCUACCGCAGUAUGGUACAAAACGCAAUACACUACGCA